UCGCCUCGGCGGGGCGCGCAGCGUAAACACGGAGAAACUUCGCCGAACGCGAGAAGUAAGUUUCUUCAGCGUAAAGCGUCUUCGCGGGUGGAUAGAGACGAUAAUACAACACACACGACACGUUCGUUGAUUUGGCUUUGAGUCCGCGACCGGCUGCGAGGCUUUAAUUCGCCCGAAAUGACGCGUAGGUAACGUUGUAGCUUCGAUAGCUAACUAGCGUUAGCUGUCAGGACUGCGGAUUCAGCGGUGAUCCGACGGCGGCAGAGGCUACGCGGAGUGUCUGUCUGAGGAGGUUUUCACGCUUCAGUCUUAAAUAAAAUCACCCCUGGCGCUGUAACCGGCUGGGUGGUGUAUUAAAUAUGUUAGUUAGAUUAGCGAGUAGCUGUUAGCUCAGCUAGGUUGGCUAGGUUGCCCAUAGUUACAACCAAAAUAAUAAGCAUAUCUCGCCUCACUGGCCUCUGCGGUGACCUAACGCGCUGUGUUACUGGACUAGAGUAGAUUAUAACUGUAUAUAGGGUAUUUGUGUGUGCAUUAAAGUCUGAUUUGAACAUGUCUAAACUGAAAAACUAAGAUGGGAAAGCACCAAAGUUGGGUCUAAGUACAUAUAGCUUUAAGUACAUCAUAUAUAUAUAUAUAUAUAUAUAUAUAUAUAUAUAUAUAUAGUGAGCAGCUGUUGUAGGUUAAUGAUGAGCAGUUCCAAGCUUGUCAGCGAUGAAAUGAUGAAAUUGGACCUGUUUCUUUGAGGCACGCCAGAUAGACACGUGCAGGGAGCUGUUGUUGUAAUGAUGGGCAGUUCCAAGCCAGAUAUCCUGUGGUCUCCACAUCAUGCGGAUCGCUAUGUGAUCUGCGACUCCGAGCUUAGUCUGUAUAGAAUUGGAGCUGUUGGGACUUCAGAGGCCAAAGCUGGCGCCCUGCUGCUGUCUGAGGAGACUGCGGCCACCUUGCUGGCCAUUAACUCCGACACCCCUUACAUGAAGUGCGUGGCCUGGUACCCGAAGCAUGAGCCGGAGUGCUUGCUGGCUGUGGGUCAAGCCAAUGGGAGAGUGGUGCUCACCAGCCUGGGCCAGAGCCACAACUCUAAAUGCAAGGAGCUGGUGGGUAAGGAGUUUGUGCCCAAACAUGCACGGCAAUGCAACACCUUGGCGUGGAACCCUGUGGACAGCAACUGGCUGGCUGCUGGUCUGGAUAAGCACCGGGCCGACUUCUCAGUCCUGAUCUGGGACAUCAGCAGUAAAUAUUCUCCUGAGGCCGUACCAGCUGAGAAACUCCGCCUGUCUGGUGAUGCUGACUCCGGUAUGGUGGUUACGAAGCCGCUCUACGAGCUGGGACAGAACGACGCGUGCCUGUCCCUCUGCUGGCUGCCCCGCGACCACCAGAAGCUGCUGCUGGCGGGCAUGCACCGCAACCUAGCCAUCUUCGACCUGCGCAACACUAGCCAGAAGACCUUCGUCAACACCAAGGCCAUCCAGGGGGUGACGGUGGAUCCAUACUUCCAGGAUCGUGUUGCAUCAUUCUUUGAGGGUCAGGUGGCGAUUUGGGACCUGCGCAGGUUCGAGAAGCCCGUCUUCACAUUGACCGAGCAGCCUAAGCCGCUGACCAAAGUGGCGUGGUGCCCAACACGUAUGGGCCUGCUGGCCACGCUUACGCGCGACUCCAAUGUCAUCCGCUUGUACGACAUGCAGCAUGCGCCCACACCCAUCGGGGAUGAGACGGAGCCCACCAUCAUCGAGCGCGGUGUACAGCCAUGCAGCGAGAAUGUGAUCAGCAGCUUUGCCUGGCACCCGUCCACUCAGAACCGCAUGGUGGUGGUGUCGCCCAACCGGGCCAUGAGCGACUUCACCGUCUUCGAGCGCAUCUCUCUGGCCUGGAGUUCCACCACCUCGUUAAUGUGGGCCUGCGGGCGGCACCUGUACGAGUGCACUGAGGAGAGCACGGGAGGUGGAGCUGCCGAGAAGGACAUUGCCACUAAGAUGAGGGAGCGCGCUCAGUCGCGAUAUGGCCAUGACACCGUCCAGCUGUGGAGGAACCAUCUGCUCGCUGGGGGCACCGACCCCCAGCUGAGGUCCCUCUGGUACACGUUGCACUUCAUGCAGCAGUACACUGAAGACUUGGAACAGAGGCAGCAGGGAAGCAAGCAGUCUCUGAUCUACUCAGGCAUCAAGAACAUUAUCAAGUCCAGUUCUGGCACUACGGAGUCGCGGCGGUGCUGGAAGGGUUCGGAUAGGCCCACAGACGUCGCCCAGUAUCACAGUGAGGAGCGCAGCCUGGCCCUGCAGCUGUGCGGCUGGAUCAGCUGUGGGCCAGAUGUCGAUGUGGAACCCUUCCUGAAGUCCCUGGAGCAGGAGGGCGAGUGGGAGAGGGCUGCCUCUGUGGCCCUCUUUAACUUAGACAUCCGGCGUGCCAUCCAGAUCCUCAAUAAAGGGGCCUCAGCAGAGAAAGGUGACCUGAACCUGAACGUGGUGGCCAUGGCUCUGUCAGGCUACACGGAUGAGAAGACUUCUCUGUGGAGGGAGAUGUGCAGCUCUCUGAGGCUGCAGCUGAAGAAGCCCUACCUGUGUGUGAUGUUUGCUUUCCUCACCAGUGAACCGGGGUCCUACGAUGCUGUGCUGUAUGAGAGUCGUGUGGCUGUCAGAGACCGAGUGGCCUUCGCCUGUAUGUUCCUAAAUGACAAUCAGCUGCCUCGUUACAUAGACAAACUGACCAAUGAGAUGAAGGAGGUGGGGAACCUUGAAGGCAUCCUACUGACGGGGCUGACGAAGGACGGCGUGGAUCUGAUGGAGAGCUAUGUAGAUCGCACAGGAGAUGUUCAGACAGCCAGUUUCUGCAUGCUCAGGGGCUCCACACCUGAAGUGGUGAAGGAUCCGCGAGUGCAGUGCUGGAUCGAGAACUAUCGCAAUCUGCUGGAUGCCUGGAGGUUUUGGCACAAACGGGCUGAAUUUGACAUCCACAGGAGCAAACUAGACCCCAGCUCCAAGCCUCUUGCUCAGGUGUUUGUGAGCUGUAACUUCUGUGGAAAGUCGAUAUCGUUCAGCUGCUCCGCCAUGCCCCACCAGGGCCGCGGCUUCAGCCAGUACGGGGUCAGUGGUUCCCCCACCAAGUCAAAGGUCACAAGCUGCCCUGGCUGCCGGAAGCCACUGCCACGCUGCGCCCUCUGCCUGAUGAACAUGGGAACUCCGGUGUCCGCUUGCACAGGCACAGGGAAGUCUGAUGAGAAAGUUGACCUGCCAAGAGAUAAGAAACUCGCCCAGUUCAACAACUGGUUCACCUGGUGCCACAACUGUCGCCAUGGAGGCCAUGCUGGCCAUAUGCUUAGCUGGUUCAGAGACCACAGCGAGUGUCCGGUCUCAGCCUGUACCUGCAAAUGCAUGCAGCUGGACACCACAGGCAACCUGCAGCCAUCAGACAAUGUAUAGCAGUAAAGCUACCUACACUCCACCCCUGAUUUCCUGAGGAGUCGUACCUGUGAGAGCGGCCAGUCCCUGGACAGGCAGAGAGUGGCUUCUCAGUGUCGUGUCGGACCGGUCUGCUGCUCACCCACAGAGCACUGUGUUUAUCUACCUCCUCAGGUCCUCCAAGACAGUGCCAUGGAUGGAAGAGGAAUCAUGCGAAGAGCUGAAAUGAGACCCUACCAGCAAGUCAGAUAUGGAAAGGAAGGCGUCGGCAAAAUGGGCUUUUUUUUUUUUUAAAUUAAACAACUUCAUUACCUCAACAUUAGUGGUGAACAGAAGCCGAUUGUAAUGUUACCGUAGUACUAAUCUGUGGUGUUUUUAAUGAACAUGGUUUGUACACUGUAUACAGUUUAUAUACAAUUGCUGAUCAAUAUUCUGACAACAAAAAGAAUGUUUUGAAGUGCCAUUUUAUUAACAUGCGCAAUAACUUUUCCCCCCUAUUGUAAAAUGUUGGAUGUUUAGAUGGAACAUUUACUUCUUAAGCAAGUUGUGGUGAAGGAUCUUUUAGUUGUGGAGAAAAGCAGUGCUGUACAUUUAAUACACCAUCUCUGUUGGAAA
This is a messenger RNA of Pygocentrus nattereri (red-bellied piranha), 4007 nucleotides long. It is a transcript of the gene mios, whose product is annotated as missing oocyte, meiosis regulator, homolog (Drosophila). The record is from RefSeq and is a predicted model, not a curated record. The coding region runs from base 783 to 3413 and encodes 876 amino acids. Lineage: Eukaryota; Metazoa; Chordata; Actinopteri; Characiformes; Serrasalmidae. Gene Ontology annotation, cellular component: cytoplasm. The transcript is spliced from 11 exons. Gene Ontology annotation, biological process: positive regulation of TORC1 signaling; cellular response to amino acid starvation. Gene Ontology annotation, molecular function: protein binding.